Molecule: messenger RNA, 8789 nt
Organism: Cygnus atratus (black swan)
Lineage: Eukaryota; Metazoa; Chordata; Aves; Anseriformes; Anatidae
Gene: GAREM1
Product: GRB2 associated regulator of MAPK1 subtype 1
Exons: 8
Coding region: 941-3376 (811 amino acids)
Biological process (GO): epidermal growth factor receptor signaling pathway; cellular response to epidermal growth factor stimulus
Molecular function (GO): proline-rich region binding
Source: RefSeq, a predicted model, not a curated record
UGCUGGGAUGGCGCUUCCUGGGCCAGGCGCGGCGGCGGCGGCGGGCGGCCCCAGCCGGUGCCGAGGGGCGGCGGGAGCAGCGGCAGCCGCCCGGCGGGCCUCCCCCUCCGCCUAGCCCGGCAUGUCCCGCGGCGGCCGGCGCUGAGCGAGGCGAGCUCCGUCCUUCCCUCCUUCCCUCCCUCCCUCCUUCCCGUCCCGCCGGCGCUGCCCGCCCUGCCCGGGUGGGAAGAUGGACCCCGGCCCCUGUCCGGGCUUCAGCCUGAAGGACGUCAAGUGGAGCGCGGUGGCCGUGCCCCUGGACCUGCUCGUCAGCACCUACCGCCUCCCGCAGCUCGCCCGGCUGGACAGCGGAUGGUAUGUCCAGAGCUCACUGGGAAUGGAAUGAAGAAGUGUUCAGCCUCCGUGAACUGGAAAAUCUCCUUGAAGUAUGAGUCCGCCUUUCAAGAACAAUUGCUUUGAAACUUUAUUGGCCUCUUUCCUGAGGAGAAAGACCGUGCGUGCCCAAAACUGACCUGAGAGUACAAGUGGAGAAAGGAGAAACUGUAGAAGGCCUUCGAGAGAGUGAUUACCUUCUGAUUCAUUCAUGUCGGCAGUGGACAACAAUUACAGCUCACAGUCUGGAGGAGGGCCACUACGUCAUAGGGCCAAAGAUAGAAAUCCCUGUACAUUAUGCAGUGACACGUUAAUACAUGCUGUGAACAUACGCCAAAAUCUUCAUUCUUAAAAGCUGCCUUCAUUCAUCUCGAGCUGCUAUUGAGAGCUUCCUUGACUUCGUAUAUAAAUUGCACAACCCUGAAUCUGUGUUAUCUUAUACUGGAAACCAGACAAACGAUUCUGACAGACUCGACAGCGUUUAUACAGUGAUUGAAAAGAUGGCUUACCACAUGCAGAAUACAGGUGGCGAAGCACCUUCUGCUUUUCAGCUGAGGUGAUGAAGUAAAUGUGGCUGCUGAUUGUAAAUAAAAACGUUGGAAAUGUUUGCUGGCAGUUUAAGUUGCUGGAACAAGACCGAGAUAUUAAGGAGCCAGUGCAGUAUUUUAACAGUGUGGAGGAGGUGGCUAAAGCAUUUCCUGAACGAGUUUACGUCAUGGAGGAAAUAACAUUCAACGUUAAGGUGGCUUCAGGUGAAUGCAAUGAAGACACUGAAGUUUACAACAUUACCCUUAGUACUGGGGAUGAGCUGACUUUAAUGGGGCAAGCAGAAAUCCUUUAUGCAAAAUCUUCUAAGGAGAAGUCCCGACUCAACACCAUCUUCAAAAAAAUUGGGAAACUUAAUUCAAUUAGCAAGCUCGGCAGAGGCAAAAUGCCCUGCCUCAUCUGCAUGAACCACAGGACCAAUGAAAGCAUCAGUCUCCCGUUCCAGUGUAAGGGCAAGUUCAGCACCCGCAGCCCGCUGGAGGUGCAGAUGCAAGAAGGUGAGCACACAAUUCGCAAUAUAGUGGAAAAAACCAGGCUGCCUGUUAACGUGACUGUGCCGAGUCCUACACCGAGAAACCCUUACGACCUGCAUUUUAUCCGUGAAGGGCACAGGUACAAGUUUGUCAACAUUCAGACCAAGACUGUGGUGGUUUGUUGCGUGCUUCGUGGCAACAAAAUUAUUCCCAUGCAUUUUCCCUUGCACUUGACGCUUCCAAAAUUUACGCUACCUGACAGUCUUGUGAAGGGGGAGCUGUGGCACGAAUCCCUCAUCCAGCACUGGUUUAAUAUAUGCCAGGAACAGUUUGACAUAGACGAGUAUUCCCGUGCCGUGCGCGAUGUGAAAGCUGACUGGAACGAAGACUGCAAGAGCCCGAAGAAAAGCCGGUGCAGCGGGCACGCUCACGUGCCCAACUCCCUCAGCUACGCGCGGGAUGAGCUCACGCAGUCCUUCCACCGGCUGUCGGUGUGCGUCUACGGAAACAACCUGCACGGCAACAGCGAGGUAAACCUGCACGGCUGCAGGGAUCUGUGUAACGAAUGGGCCCUCUUUUCUCACGAUGCUCUUCAGUACCAGGAUUCUGGGGACAGUAGCAGCGACUAUCUUUUUCCUGAGGUUAGCGAGGAAUCGAUGUUUCUGCCUACGAAACCAGAACUUCCUUACGAAGAGCUGUGGUUGGACCAAGGCUCUGGAAAGCCUGGAGAGCAGCCUCUCAUUCGCUCGCUAAGUGAGAAGAGCAAAUGUGACAAUUACAGAGGGUCUUUCCGAUCAAAGUGUGGUACUGCAUCUCUUCCUGUGCCUGGGACCGUCGGAGCAACAACAAAGUCUUCGGAUGUUUCCCUACCUCCACCUCCAGUGCCUCCCAAAUCUGAAGCAGUGAAGGAGGAAUGCAGGCUCCUGAAUGCUCCCCCUGUCCCACCACGGAGUUCAAAGCCAUCCUCCACCAGCCCUUCCAUCCCUCCUCGCACAGUCAAACCCGCACGACAACAGACCCGCUCUCCCAGCCCUACUCUGUCCUACUAUUCUUCAGGACUGCACAACAUCAAUGUCACAGAGAGCGACAACGCGAACCCAGCCGAGAGCAGCACACCUGUUUCCUGCUACCCUUGUACCAUGAUGAAAACCGAAUCCAAAGAGCCUGAGAACACGAUGCCUUUUGGAAGCCCUUCAACUGAAGCUCUGCCUUCUAGGUUAUCUUGGCCAAACCAUUUUUCGGGAACUGCGGAGGGCCUGAAUAGGAGCGAUUUCCUGCUCGAUCCCAGCAGGAGCUACAGUUACCCCAGACAGAAGACUCCAGGCACGCCAAAGAGAAACUGUCCAGCACCUUUGACUUUUGACUUCGAUGGGUGUGAGCUCCCUGCGGGGUACUCCCAGCUGACCCCAGCAGAGCUCACUAACACCAUCUCCAGCUGUCCAAAGUCAGCAAGUUACUCUCUAGACUGCACUGAUGAGAAAACUCUGGGAGUCAGCAACACAAAGCAGAGUCACUCAUGUCCUGCCUUACCUCCUCGGGCACCGAAGCCGAGCGAAGAGAAACCAGUUACAGACAUGGGUCCCUUGCCACUAAAAAUAGAUGGUGCCGAGGAGGAAUCGAAAACUGGUUCUCCGGACCUCUUGGAAGAUCAGUAUCUCGUUAAAAAGGGCAUGCAGGAUACAUUCUCUGUGUCCUAUCCCUUCUCGUCUCCCCUCCACCUCCAGUUAGCACCAAGGUCUUGCGGGGAUGGUUCUCCCUGGCAGCCACCCACAGACCUUUCUGGACUCUCGAUAGAGGAAGUGUCUAAAUCGCUGAGGUUCAUUGGUCUGUCAGAAGAUGUCAUAUCAUUUUUUGUUACAGAGAAGAUUGAUGGCAAUUUACUGGUUCAGCUUACAGAAGAAAUCCUGUCAGAAGACUUUAAACUAAGCAAAUUGCAGGUGAAGAAAAUACUGCAGUUCAUUAACGGCUGGCGGCCCAAGAUGUGAUGCUGACUAGUUUUUAGUGGAACUGUACGAGAUGUGCUAGAUGCACUUCAGCUCAUACAUCACUUCCUGUUUUUUGCACUAAAAGCCCUUCCUGUAAAUAGUAGUGGAAAAAUUCUUACUAUGCAGAUAAAAGUUUUUGAGUGGUGAACGGAUUUUUUUUUUUUGUAUGUCAAUAAUAAAGGUAGAGAAUCUGCAGAGGUGUGCCUUGUGCAUCCCUGAACAUUCAACAGCUGCUAAAAACUGGACACUAAGGGAACUUACUCUGUAGUCUGUUAAGACUUACUCGUAUUUAUUACUGAACAAUAUGAUGCUGAAAGACACAUACCAAUCCAGUUUACAGUUUUGUGUUAACUGCAAAAAAAUGUAUUUCUUACGGGAUUAUUUCUGUUCAAAUAAUAUUUGGCAACAUGCUGUGACUUUUUUCCUUUUCUGUUAACAAAAAGCAUGUUCAGAUAUACAAAAACAUGGUUUUGACACUACAUCUGAAAAUGUUAAGAAUUGCUGUGAAGUGCCACUAAUACACUACUCUUGCAGCAUAUUUUUAUUAACAGUAUCUUCCUGACUACCUGUAAUGUGGGUAUGUUUUCCAUGUUACUUUGAACAAAAAGAGUUAAAUGUUUAAAAAGAAAAGUCUUGCUUAGCUCAGUGCCCAAAGGGGAGGGAGAAGGGGGAUUUUCCUACUGAGCCACUCUGCCCUGGCCAAUUAAAAGUUUAUGACCUGUGGAUUUCAAAAGUUGCUUUUGUAGUCAGAUGGCUGCAGUCAGCAGCACAACUUCGGGUCGUGCAGCUUUCUCAUGGGAAAGGCAGUCCCCUGCACAGACCCUUCCCAGCAGAUCCUGCCCCUCGCAGCUGCCAGCACAUCCAUCAGAGGAGCCUGUUAGCGCGGCCCUUCCAUUUGUCUUGCUGUGGCCAAAGGAAACCUGUUACGUUUCCUCUGCUGGUGUUACGACCAUCUGAAAAUGUGCUCCAUGUGCCGUGCUAUUCCUGGAGUCGGAUCUGUGUGGGAAGGUGAUAGUACUCCUGUAGGAUGCCUUUGAAAUAAAACGUUGGUGAGGUAGGAAGGAACAGAAGCAGUACAUGCCACGCUGAUAAGAGGGGGCCAAGUGAGAGCUUGGGCCAUGCCUCGGGAAAUGCUUGUGAUGUUCACCUGUCUUACUUGCAGUGGACUGGGAGAACAUGGGUGUCAAAGGACUGUAGCAUCAUUAAGACGUGCUAACUCAAUUGCCCAGGUGCAAAAAUUUGUCUGUUGGUGCCACACAGAAGCAGCAGUCAGAAGUGAGGGCAGACAUGGAAAGGGGGUAUGAGGCUGCCCCUGGAGACCUUCUGAAUUUACGUGCAGAAGGCUAGAAAUAGGAUUGACUUUUGAUAAUCUGUUGCUGACAUCCUGUGGUUGGCAGAGCUCUCAGAAACAUGUCUAAAUAACCUCAGAACCCCAGGAUCCCCUGCGGAUCCCCUGCCUUUGUAGUACUGAAGGCAAGGAUUUGUGGAGGCCCUCAGGAAAGUCUGCAGAGUCCAUCUUCUGCAGCUGCAUGUCCCGGGUCCUCAGGGGUCAGAGCCAGGGAAGCUGGAGCAGCUUCACCUUGCUCUGGCUCCGUCACCCGCUGCAGAUCAGAGCCCUGACUGGGGUGACAUCAUCACCUGCCUUUCUUGUUUGGAAGGACAAAGAAUCUCUCUUCCUUCCAGGGCACGUAGUGGGAGCGUCAAGAGAAAAUAGAGUGCAGGGACAAAAAAGACAGUCUCAUUUUGCCUGUUUUCUCAAUUAUAUGGACUCAUUAAAACAAAUGUGGAGCAAGUGGAGCUUUCUGUUGCCUGGGCAAAUUUCAUGUCAUGUCUCCAUGCCGAAGCCAAGAUGCAUCAUUUGUCUUGCAAUAAUGCAAACCACCAGUUCCCAAGCAGAGAAUAAAGCGCAACUGGAUGUGGGUACUAGGAGGCAGUGAGCCAAAAUCUAUCCCAAUAGAAAAACCCCAAGAGUUCAUAAUCUUAAUCUUUUUGUUAAUGUAUUGACUUUUAGCAACGGAUCGAUAGCUUUUUCUGGAUGCUUUUUAAUUAGUGUCCUAAAAUAUUUUAACUGCAAUUAAGACUAAGUCAAAUUCAAGUACUGUUCUGUUGUGUGUGCUUGUUGGUAGGCACACGCAAGUUAAAGUCGAUUGUGUUUUUAACCCUCACUAUGUCAAAUGAACAUUCAAAUCCAAAGGGGCCAGAUUUUAAAUACCAGGUACCUCUGUUUUCCUUGGCUUGUUAAUUCUGGGUAAAAAAGUAAAAGCUCUCUCUGGGAUUGUAGUCUUGAUAAUAUUAAAUACUUCAAAUGGCCUCAGGAAAUUGUCAUCCCUGAGAAAACAAUGAUCCUUGGCUACAGAUGGUUACCUAUCAUUAUCUGUGCUUGCCUGCUUAGGAUGUUUUUUUCUUGAGAGAAAAAAAAAAAAAAGCCUGGUGGAAUCCGCAUUCAUGAGUUUGCUGCAUUGACAUCCUGUAUCCAUAGACCAAAAUAAAGCUUGCCUGUAGAAAGGCACAGAAGUGUACCAGGAUUUCAGAAGCAGAUGCAAGGUACACAACUACAGCUGAAACCUCUAAUUGCACACUUGCUAUCGAUGUCCUCCCAGCAGUCUUGUUCUGGCUUGGCACUGCAUACUUAUUUUUAUGCAUAGUAUGUUAGCAUUUGACCUUUACUGUGGCCCUGAGCAGCCCAUCACCUUAACUUUCCAAACCUUUUAAAGCGAUUUAGGUGUUCCCAACCUAAUUGUGUUGUGUGAAUGAUGGGACUGCAGCAUCGAGCCACCUGCACAAAUGCCCAGGCAGGACUGAAGCUUCUGUUCUGGUGCCUUUGGUACUGUAAAAGGUAGCCUGAAUACAGCAGACCGAUGUAACCACAUCAGUCCCACAGCAAGUCCCUGGCAUUAAGGAGAAGGUGACACUUGUGAAAUGGGAGAGGAGUGGAGGAGUCCUUCAGGCCGUGGCAGAGAUGCACGCAGUCUCUUUAUAGAGGUGGGGUGUAAAACCUGGAGACCUCAACCUAUAAAAGGUACAAAAUGCUGCACUACUUACGGUACUUCAAGAUGGAAAGGCACUUCAGUGUUCCCACUGUGGUUAGAAAGAUCUGCAGGCUCUGAGGAGUAUCCCUGUGGUACGGACUUUCCACCAGCUGAUGCGAGUAGAGGAGACAGCACUCCAUGUUUGAUCGGACUUGCCUUCACUGAUUUUAGUGUUGGACGCAUUGUGUUGGUUGUAGCUGGUCUGCUUCCCAGUUCCCCACGUGCCUUUAAGGGCGCUCGUUGUGAUUUUAGAGACAUUUAACGAUUUGUGCACUCAUGCAAGUUACUGACGCGUUUUGAGCCUAAACAAGAUGCAGGUUGUGGCCCCAUUGGUGUUUAACCUGAAUAACGCACUCAGCCAGGUCUGUGCUCUGAACACAAGUUCGUAACUGUAUUAAAGACUCCAGUUUGUCACUGGCAAGUGGUACAAGCUCUGUCCCUAGCCAUCCAAGUGGUCUGUGACUCGCCUCAAAGACCAGCAGUGCUUCUGGCUUACAUCUGUGCCAAUAACCCGAGCGGUACCCUCGUGGCAGCCGCUCGCUGUUGAGGUGCUGACGUGGGCUCCUGCACGGCUUUGGUGCGAGCCCACCAGCCCACACACGGGGUGAUCCUGGGCAGCACAGCCCCGGGGCUGGCAGUCACUGGUCCCUGGGGGCAAGUCCUGCUGUGGAGAGUGGGGAGUUCAACCAGGUUGUUGGGAGCUGUGCUGGGUGUCCUCGGGGUCCAAAAGUGGGCUCUGGCCUGUUUUGUCUGCUAGUAGAGGUGUAGCCAUUGUGUUCAGAGAAAGCUUGUCAUGCCACAGUGGGCUGAAAAACCCUUAUGUUUUAGAGACACCCUGCUAAAAUAGGCCAGUCCUAACUUUGGAUUGCUUUCCUCCUUUUAAAUAAAUGCAAGGCCUCUGGUGCUUAUUUCGUUAGUGGUGUCUGAAGUUGUGUGUUACUGUCAGGGUUCUUGUUUGUCUGGGGGUUUUGGUCGCAAAAAUUCUGGCCUGUUGUUAUGUAAGGAGAUGUCUCUUUAUCCCACACCAGGAAACACAUCCUUUCUAUGCAACAUUCUUGUGGCACAAGUACUGAUGUUGCCUUCAGCUGCAAAAGCUAGAUUCUAGCAAAGGGGCUUUUCUGGAGUGGAAACAGAAUGGGCAAGGGAAGGGACGGGGAGAAAAUUUGAGGGGAAAUGCUUGUUUCCUUUAAACACUCGUGCCUAGGAUUAAGAUUCUUCGUAUUGCUGCCUGUCUGGCUAACCAAAGUUAUAUUGACAUCAACUCAAAAUGCCUAUUUGCAUUCUUGCUGUAUUGUGCAAAUUGCCUACGGCUAGAAAUUUAGAGACAGAAAACAUUUGGUCCAUCAAAAUUAGAAGGAAAAUGUAUUUUGAGGUGUUCUUGCAGCUAGAAGCAAGGGUUUGAAAUAAAUGUGUAUCACACUUUUUUUUUUUGCAAAACAACAGUUUUAUUUGCCAUUUUAAUUGACUUUAUUCCACAACAGUUUCAAGAAAAACAGUGUAAAUAGCAAUACUGUUUCAAAACAGCAUAUUUCCAUUCUGUCUGUAAAUACUUGAAGUGUUUUCUCCUCUGUCUUCUUGAAUCAACUCCUCGACUGCCUCCCCGCUACACAAAGCCUGCUGGCACCAGUUCCUUGCGUGCAGGGGGAGAGCAGAGGCUGUAUGUGCUCGGUGGGGUGCCCGUGGGCCAGGCUGCCUAAAAUCCAAGCACCAGCCACCUGGGGAAGGACAAGGGCUUAGCCCUGCUCUCCUGGCUUGUCUCUUUGAUGCUCUGCAAGCUGCAGCGUUCCCACGUGCGAACUGGAAGGUACCAAUGAAAUCUUAAUCGAAGCAAGGGAUUGUCCAUUUUAUUUGCGGUGUUAGGGAUGUCAGGGCAGUAAGGAAAUUCAGGCCCCUUGUCGAGACCUAGCAAUAAAUGACUCUUUCUUUGUUAUGUCUUAAGCUUCUAAUAAUCUGGAAGUUGCUCAGACUUUACUGUUUCUGUGCAUAAUAACCAAAUUUUCAGAGCAAAAAUCUGCAGAGUGAUUCUCUUGACUUGGACAAUCUUCUGAAUUAUAUUAAAAUUAUCUGUUAGUUCUUAGUUCUUUAGAUUCACUUUGGGUAGGUCAAAAAAAGUAACAUUUGGGAAAGAAAAAAAAAAAAAGGAACAAAAAGAAAAGAGAGAGAAAGCCCCAAAACUUCAGCUUAGUACAUUUCCGUUAUAAAACAAAGCAUGGUUUUUGUGGAAUUCUGUGCUGUUUUGGGCUUUUGUGUAAAAGGCUGAAGGCAGAUUAUUAUUUAAACCAGGUGCAAAUAAAUAUCCCUGUAAUGUAUAUGAACAAAUUUAAACCGUGUAUUGUAAGUAUAUAAACUGUAUAUUAAAGACGCUAUUUUCAUGAUACUUUAAA